Molecule: messenger RNA, 526 nt
Organism: Closterium sp. NIES-67
Lineage: Eukaryota; Viridiplantae; Streptophyta; Zygnematophyceae; Desmidiales; Closteriaceae
Source: the annotation of a GenBank genome assembly
AUGUGGCUACAUGCACGAGUUGGAGAAGGUCGACAGAUGGGACUACUGGCGACUACUCUCGAUGGAUGCAAUGUGCUGCUGGGACAUGAUUGGUUGCGACCGAAUCUCCAUCAAGUCGCGUCACCCGAUCCCGCGAGCCGACAAACUUCUCGACCAACUUCGCGGCGUGAAGUUUUUCUCGAAAAUGGAUUCGCGAGGAGGCUACCAUCAGAUUCGAGUCGCCACCGACGAUUGUCACAAGACGACAUUCCGAACCCGAUACGGCAGCUACGAGUACCUGGUGAUGCUUUUUGGCCUCACGAACGCGCCCUCGACCUUCCAAAUGACCAUGAAUGGAAUUUUCAGAGAACUCUUGGACAAAUGCGUCAUCAUCUACCUCGACGAUAUAUUAAUCUACAGCCGUAGCAGGGAGCAGCACUUAAAGGAUCUUGAUGCAGUCUUCACGCUGCUGCACAAGAAUCGCCUCAUCACCAAAGGGUCUAAGAGCGACUUUCUUUAUUAGGAGUUGGAAUUUAUGGGCCAUAUG